UUCCAUCUCUCUCGCUCUCUCUCUCAUGUCCUCCCUCUUUGGGUCUCGUCAGGCAGACGAGGAUGGGGAGAUACUCCGGGACCGGCCAAUGGCGCCGCCGGUCACCCCCUGCCUUAGUCCUGAGGAAUCGCCGCCCCCUCCUCUUGCACAGUCCGGCAAUGCCGGGUGGUUCUCGGGGCUCAUAUCUGGCGCCAGGAAACUCCUCUCCUCUGUUCUCCUCUCUGAUUCCAACACCACCACCUCCUCCUCCUCUUCGUAUUCCUCAGAAAAAGACAAUUGUCAUAAUCCCAACGAGGAUGAAGAUAUUGCUGUGUCUUCUAGGGAACACAAUGCAUUAAACCAGAGUGAAAAGAAUUCGAAGUUAGUGAAUGACUAUCUCGAAGGAUCAUUAGCAAUUGUUUCAGAAAUUGAAACCAAACUUGCUAUAGAACAGUUGCUAAUGCAAGAGACGUUUUCAAGGGAAGAGUGCAAUAAACUAACGAAGAUAAUUCAAUCACGAGUUGUAGACUUUCAAUCUAUAGAAUUUGGUCAGGAUGGAGUGCAAAGGGAACUUCUUGGAAAAGCAGCCAACAAUGCUAUUGAUCUUCCAGGAUCUUGGCAGCUGUCUUCUCCAGGAUCUUCUGACCAUCAAGCAUUUCCACCAGGUUUCCGUGACAGAGCCGUUAUGGAGGCAAAGAAAUGGCUAGAGUCAAAAAGGUUGUCACCAUACUCCAGUCAUGCUUGUGACUGCGGGCCUUCCUCUCUAAAUACCAGUAUGCUGCAGUCAGAUUUUGAACGUGGAAAGAGUUCACCUCUUGAUAUGGCUAAAACUUACAUGCAGUCCUUGUCCUCGUGCCAAUUUCCAUCCCAAAACAAUAUGGAGUAUAUGUCAACACCACCUCGCAUGAUGCAUCCACGCAAGGAUGAAACAACAUAUGCAAACUUUGAUUACUCUUUGCCCUUAUCUAAGGUUCUGAAAAGGAAUUAUCGUACCUUUAUUCCUGGGAAUAGUCAUGAUGAAUCUCGAAGAGUCAGACUGAAGCCAACAAAAAAUGUAUUAAACAUUUCUAAGUUCAAAAAAGUUGAUCUUUCUGCUGGAUGUUUAGAACAUGAAGCUCGCAAAGUCUCCUUUGCAGCUGAUAAAGUAUCUCUAGAUGCAUCUGCAAAUUUGUCUCCAGAGUUGUGUGUUGAAGAUAGUUCGCUUGGAGGCCUUGGAUUGUCCAAUGAGAGGUCCUUUGAAGCAAUACAUCCACUUCGAACAGGCAAUAUCGCUCCUAAAAACAUCAUUUCAGAUGCUGAAGCUGCGGCUGAUGCAGUAGCAUCAACACAUGACACUUGGAGACUAACUCCCUUGCCUUCAGAACCUACUCAUUUAAGAGCAGGAGGUGAUAUGAAGUCAUGUGAUCCUGCCAUUCCCAUUUUAGAUGGAAAUAAGGAUGUGGAAGAGCCCUCAAAGGCUGAGGAGCAGCCUGAGAAUAUUUUUGUUCCCCAUGACUCUCAUAUUCCUGUUUCUACAGUAAUGAAGCAUGAUGGGCCCUUCUUACAUUCAGGAGACCAUUUCCAAAAUGUCUCAAAUGCUGGACAGACAAUAAUUCCAAAGGAAGAGAUUGAGUCUGCAAUGAGGUCAUCAGCUGGAUUAGACGUGGAACUGUAUGUUGAUAGGAAGGGGUAUGUCAAGGUGACCAACUCCAGCAAUGGAGAGCCAGCUGAAGGUUUGUCCGAGAGAAGCCUUAAUGCGCCUUCGGGCAAGGCUGCUGCCGCUCGUCGAACCAAAGGCACGAGAGACAGAUCACGUAAUGCUACGAUGGUGGAGUCCAUCGAGCAGAUGCUGGGUGAAUAUUAUCCAAGCACCAGCCGUGGCCGGGGGAGAAAAGCAGCGGCGAGACCAAGGAGAGGAAGGGGGAAGACGACCAUGUAUUUAUUAGUAGAUGAGAGGAAAACCACGGAGAAAAUGCAUGAUAGCAUAAUAAUCGGCGAAAGGUGAGAGUUUUGACAUGGAUCUGGUCAGCCUCUUGGAGGGGCUCGAGCUAUUCUGUAUAUGGGUCGUUUCACGAGCCAAGUCACCGUCCGCGUGGUGGACAGACAUUCGCAGCAUUCCAUUGCCUCCAAGCUGUUUGAUUCUAUACCAGUGGAGGGUUACUGUCUCGAUAUUCGUGCAUACGCUAGCUUGUCCAUGCCUGUUCUCCUGGGCGGUUAAGUAUGACAGAGCCACUGCCUUUUUUUAAAACAGAUUAACGAGAUGGAGUCUGUAAAGCAAUAGCAAUAGAGGAAAUGGAAACAGAAUUUUGUGAUGAUUGAAUAAUUCCGAGCUGGAUGAUCUUGCGAACU
Messenger RNA from Elaeis guineensis (African oil palm), 2307 nucleotides. RefSeq lists its product as uncharacterized. The record is from RefSeq and is a predicted model, not a curated record. Lineage: Eukaryota; Viridiplantae; Streptophyta; Magnoliopsida; Arecales; Arecaceae. Gene Ontology annotation, cellular component: nuclear envelope. Gene Ontology annotation, biological process: nuclear membrane organization.